AUGUUAAGCACUCGACGCAAACGUCACCGUGACCGGCUCGAGGCCCUCGCUAACCUGUUGUUCAAGCAGCCGGAUCCGCCGUGCACGUUGCGCACUUCCUGCAGCGUCCGUGUCGGCCGCUGGAGUGUCAACUCUGCCUUCUCCACGUCGCCAGCAAUUUUCCAGGAACUUGGCCUUGGCCAAUUCGCCCUUUUGUUCGGUCAGACGAGAUUCGGCAUUGGCGCAAAGGCUGGUCAGUACUUGGAUCACAUCCGAGGUGGAACACUGCGCUCGUGCGAGGAAAGCUACGUUUUCUUCAAGCAGGUCGGUGACCUCGAAGCCAAGGCUGGACGCCAAUGUUCUCCUCCACAAGCCGACGUCGGGAUCGAAGGGCAGCUUCUGAUUCGAUACGAGAAACGAGGCAAUGAUGAAUACGAAGACACCACAGUCAAUUUCGUUGCUUUGCAAGGGGCAUGGGCGCCGCCUGAUUCUGCUGUGAUACCGAGAGUUCGCCAGAAGAAGAAGCUUAAGAUAGCCACUGAGUAG
Messenger RNA from Colletotrichum higginsianum IMI 349063, 525 nucleotides. RefSeq lists its product as uncharacterized. Bases 1 to 525 code for a protein of 174 amino acids. The transcript is spliced from 3 exons. NCBI's taxonomy places the organism in Eukaryota, Fungi, Ascomycota, Sordariomycetes, Glomerellales, Glomerellaceae. The record is from RefSeq and is a predicted model, not a curated record.